This is a messenger RNA of Notothenia coriiceps (black rockcod), 2789 nucleotides long. It is a transcript of the gene nfyal, whose product is annotated as nuclear transcription factor Y, alpha, like. Gene Ontology annotation, molecular function: DNA-binding transcription factor activity; DNA binding. The transcript is spliced from 8 exons. The record is from RefSeq and is a predicted model, not a curated record. Gene Ontology annotation, biological process: regulation of DNA-templated transcription. Gene Ontology annotation, cellular component: CCAAT-binding factor complex. Lineage: Eukaryota; Metazoa; Chordata; Actinopteri; Perciformes; Nototheniidae. The coding region runs from base 151 to 1008 and encodes 285 amino acids.
UCCCAGGCUCAGUUUUUUCAUUUGCGCCAUUUUGUCCGCUCACUUUGUUGAUUGGGCUUUAGCGAGCUGUACUGGAGGCUGGAGCCAAUCAGAGGGAAACCGGACAGUGAAGAUACGGUUUUCAGAGAGAUUUUUGACAAAUAACAAGCCAUGGAGCAGUACACCACUGCCACCACUUCUACUGGGGAGCAAAUAGUUGUGCAGACUUCCAAUGGACAGAUCCAACAGCAGACACAGGGCACAGUGACGGCUGUGCAGCUGCAGACAGAGGCGCCAGUGGUGACGGCCUCAGGCCAGCAGGUGCAAACACUCCAGGUAGUCCAGGGACAGCCUCUGAUGGUCCAGGUGAGCGGCGGGCAGCUCAUCACAUCAUCAGGGCAACCCAUAAUGGUGCAGGCCAUGUCGGGGGGACAGGGUCAAACCAUAAUGCAGGUCCCUGUGUCUGGAGCUCAGGGGUUACAGCAGCGCCCCACAGACACCCGAGACGACUCAGGACGCAAAGUGGCCCUGGACCGAGCUUUUGAGCUUGGGACUAGUCACGCCACAACGCCCGUACGCGAGGCCCAUGUCUGUAGGGGACGAGUGAGCGCACAACGCACCGACGCACCCCAUUGGACGCACAGGCAUGGGAUAAAUCCGCCGUUACCCUACAAGAUGGUGCCUGGUGGUGGUGCAGUUCCUACAAUGCAGCGUAUCCCCCUGCCAGGGGCCGAGAUGCUGGAGGAGGAACCUCUGUACGUCAAUGCCAAACAGUACCACCGCAUCCUGAAGAGAAGACAGGCUAGAGCCAAGCUCGAGGCUGAGGGCAAGAUCCCCAAAGAAAGGAGGCAAAAAUACCUUCACGAGUCUCGCCACCGCCACGCCAUGCAGCGCAAGCGAGGCGAUGGAGGACGUUUCUUUUCACCUAAAGACAAGGAGGAAAUGGCUUUGGCUCUGGCACAGCAACAGCAGGAAGCGGCCCAGGCAGCAGGAGAGGAGACGGUGGCUCAGAUGAUCCGAGUCUCAUAGCACCGCCGCAACACUUCUGCCUGUGAACUCUGCGCUGCCUGAAACUCUUCAUCCCAGCUAACCUGAUCUGCCGCACCUUCUUCCCUCACUUUUACUCUCUCCUGCCUGAUUGUCAUAUGCCAAACGCCAGCGCCACCACUAGAUUUCUUCUGAUAUCUCUCCCUUCAUACACUGGUCUUCCAGGGAGUUGACUGUGUGGCUGCUUCUCUGAAAGGGAGGGUCCUUUCCUUCUCCGCCUAUCUGGUUUAGUGUUUAUAAACAGGUUUUCAUUUUCAUAAUGAUUUCUUCAGAUUACUGAAAAUGGAAGUUAUGGGUAACUAGGGCUAAUCACACUUCAAAUAACCUCUGUGAAGCCUUGUCGGACCCUGUUAACAAAUUCCUAUUUGCUACCAGUGAAUAAUUAUUGCUUUUAAAUAUUUUUUGUAAAUGGUACAGAUUUAUUUUCAGAGACACUCAUUAAGCAUGGCUUUAACCUUUUAUGUGAUGCCAUAUAUUUCCCUUUUUUUCAACCCAUUUACGGUGGGGGGCGGACUCGGCAUCAUAAGUCCAACCUGUUUCCACUGAGCAGAAAAUGAAAAGAGAACUAAUGUGAACAUAUUGUACAGAAAUUUGUUUUCCCCCCCUCCGUGUGUAUCUGGUGUACUAAUUAGUUUGCCCAUUUCUGUGGAUUCAUUUUAUACAGUUUGUGGUUAGACAGUGUCUGUAGAAACACAAUGACUAAAUGUUUAAUUACAUACACAUAAUAUCCAUGUAGUUACUUCCUUAUUGUUCUCAGUUGUUUUUUUUCAUUGUAGAUAAUAGAUUUUUUUUACCCAUCAAAUGCAGUACUGCAAUGUUUUGUUCUUUUUAUAAUUGAAAAAGGGUCAAAGAUUCAUGAAACCUAUGUCCAUUAAAUGUUAUUAAGUGACUCAAGGUUGUUUGUGGUUACUCCUUCAAUCCCAGUUUUGGCUAGUUAAGAAAUCCUAUGAAUUCUAUCCAUUGGCAUGCCGUAAAAGUUGUAUUUCAAUAUUUUGCUUUUGGGUAGUUUAAUCAACAUAAUAUAUAUUAUUUUUAGAAAUAGUGUGCUAGAAUUACGAAGUAGCCAGAAAUAUAAAUGCUCAAGUUAAGUACAAGUACUCAAACUAGUUUUAAGUACAGCACUGAUAAAUAUUGAAUUGAUAUUCUGAUUUAUUUAGACUACACCAAAUGGUAGAAACAUAGAAUAAAAACAGUAGUACAAAGGUAACCAGAAUAAUAAAUAUCUUAUCAAGUAAUUUGAAGAGAAUGAACAUUAUUUGACAAGCAUCUUGUUUACAAAAUAGACUUGGUUUAUCUGUCUGCAAAAAUGUUGUCAACAAUAAAUGUUUUCUACUCUCAGUCUAGGGAGGUUUUGGCUCAGUGGUACGUGCACUGAUCUUCGGAUCACGGGGGCACUGGUUCGAAUCCCGCUGCAGUCAACAUUCCGCUGUGUCCUUGGACAAGACACUUCAGCCUAAAUUGUUCAUGUGGGGAUUGCCCACAGUAUUGAAUGUAUGUAAGUCGCUUUGGAUAAAAGCGUCUAACAAGUAAGACAUGUAAUGUACCGAAUGUAACCAUGGUUAUUUGUUCACAUUCUAACAAACUGAUAUUUUUCCCCAAAAAAGUUAUUACAUAAAUGGCAAAACAUAUGAUUAUUUUCCAGAUCUUUUUAUCUUACUGCAUUUUUAUGAAUCUAGGUAUUAGAAACUCAAAAGUACAAAUAGCUUGGACAUGGCUCCUGUUUUUCACAAAGGAGACACUUUUCAAUGUUAGUCCCGUUUCGA